Messenger RNA from Branchiostoma floridae (Florida lancelet), 1124 nucleotides. RefSeq names its product armadillo-like helical domain-containing protein 2. Lineage: Eukaryota; Metazoa; Chordata; Leptocardii; Amphioxiformes; Branchiostomatidae. The coding region runs from base 260 to 880 and encodes 206 amino acids. The record is from RefSeq and is a predicted model, not a curated record. The transcript has 4 exons.
CUAUCUGAAAGAAUCUCCAACUGUGCCACAAUGUCAUUUUAGACACGGCCUUAUUAACGGUUAUGACAUUGUGAUGUUGUAUCAAACCAUCGAAGUGACUUGCUCAGGGUCAAUGGUAAAAACGUUCUAGAACUAUUCCGUUACCAUGACGAAAACUUCAACGCAAACACAUGUAAGAACCGAGCCACACAUACCAACAAACACAAGUUACUACUCCUUCCCAACGAAGCGCUUCAUUUGAGCAAAAACAUCAGGCAGAAUGUUCAGUAAGUUCAAAAGUGCCUAUGACAGUGCGAAGAAGAAUGUGGACGCUGCCCUCGCCAAGUUCCACGGCAAAGACGACGACUUGUCGGACGUUGACGCUAACCAGUACGGGCGCGACAUCAGGCUCUGCGCGGCGGUACUGAAGGACCCCGGGGCUUCGGACGAGGACAAAGUCACGGCUAUCAUGACCAUGGGACACUUGGCGUUCACUGGUGGAGAUUGUUCCAAAGCAGCGCUGGAGUACGUCAGUAAAAUUGUCUUCGUAUUGAACGAGUCGACCUCGUCCGUGAGACUGCGGAUAGCCUGUAUGGCUGCUCUAGGAGAGUUUUGCAUCUGUUAUUCUGACGACGCUCUUCUGGCUGAAUUUCGCAAACUCGGCCUGGUUCAAAGUCUCAUCAACAUGGCCAGCAGUACGGGAGAACCGAACCUCCAGCGGUGGGCGUGCUACACGCUCAAAAUCAUGGUGUCCGAUGACGCCACGACUCUGAACAUGACCUCUGACAUUCUGAACGUUGACCUAAAGCUGAGACGCGCACGCGCACUGGACUGGUCCGACUGGAACGACAACGAGGCUGACGUCCUACUAAACAUACUUGGCUUCGGGGACGACGUCUAACUGAUAGAAUGUCACAAUAUAAAAUGUCACAAUAUAAGACUAUUAACCAUAGACUUACACUGUAUUACCUACGAUGCUUCUUGUUAGCAAUGUUAGGUAUUCUGGAUAAUAAGUUAUUUACUUAAUCUGAAAGUUAUAAUACAGAAUGUCUUGAUACUACGUACUGUUCAGUGUUUUUUGUUCUCCAAGAAUUCGUCACAAAAGAUAGAAAAGACAAACCGAAGACUAAGGAAGGAAACAAGAA